CGACAAAUGAUUGACUGGCGAGCACCGCCCGACAUGUGUUCAUUCAGCUAACAAUACACACAUCGUCCGCCCGUCCCCCUUGCCGUGCAGAUCUCAGCCGCUCAGUCCGCAACACAGAACAUACACAAGGCUUUAUAAAACGAGUUCAGUCAGUAAGUUAUCCCUGAGCUUCACUCCCACUUCCGUUUGUCCCCCUGCCCCAUGAUCCCCCUCCUGCUCUCCACGGUGGCGUCAUGACGCACCAAGAGCGGCUCGCGCUCUCCGUCUGCGGUGUUGGGUCUGGCCGAUCUGACGCUGAGGCCGCAUGGUCCCGCCGGGGUGUUCGAAUCUGUUGGCGCAGCAGGGAUGGAAGAUGCCGACUCGGAUGCUGUCCUGGAUGCCUCUGCUCCCGGAGAGGGCUUGGAUGGCGCACCGGAUGACUGCGGUGAUCGUGUCGAGAACGCUGACCGCUCUCCUCCGUCCAGCAGCACUUGCCACCCACUCACCCAAGUAUCGCCAGGGCGGAAGCCGUCAGGGAAGCCGUACCGCUCGUACUCCUUCCGCUUGACGAAACGCGCCCAGGCGGCGAAAGCACCAUGGUCGGUGAUCCUGCCCUCUUCGUCCAUGAACCUCUUGAAGACUGAAGCAUACUCUUUGUGGAGGUACUGGCAGUGGGGGAUGUCCUCAGCGGGAAUGUCAGAGGAUAUCAAGGCGUGAUAUAUCAGCUGUCUAUCCUCGCUAGUGGCGUUGUUGCCCAUCUCUGAUAUCUC
Messenger RNA from Vitrella brassicaformis, 749 nucleotides. Lineage: Eukaryota; Vitrellaceae. The record is from the annotation of a GenBank genome assembly.